This is a messenger RNA of Juglans regia (Persian walnut), 1771 nucleotides long. RefSeq names its product myb-like protein X. The coding region runs from base 180 to 1583 and encodes 467 amino acids. The transcript has 2 exons. The record is from RefSeq and is a predicted model, not a curated record. Lineage: Eukaryota; Viridiplantae; Streptophyta; Magnoliopsida; Fagales; Juglandaceae.
CUACGGAUGCGCAUUCUCAUCCAUUCUAGUCUUUCUCGAGUCCCGACAUCUACAAGAUCCAGAGCUCUCCCCAGCAGUCCCUUCUUUGAGCAAAAGUUACAACUUCUAUUCAGAGCAUUCGAUUCCGGGUAUUUGAGAUCAAGUGAAAAAAUUAUCAACUUUUGGGAAAAAUUUUGGAGAUGGAAGACAAAUCUGAACUCAUUAUAGAUGGAGAAGAAAGGAUCAGAAAGGAAGAAUUCCAUGUCAAAGAGAAGACCAAGAAUAUGGAACCAAAUGAUGUGGUGGAUGAGAAGACUGAGACGGAACUUGAAUUGAAGACCAAAUCAGUCAAGAAAGAAAAGCCAAAACACGAGAAACAUAAAGGGGAAGAUGAAGAGAAAACUAAGAAAAAGGAGAAAGAGAAAAAGGAAAGAGAGUCAAAUCAGAAGGUAAAGGAGUACGAGAAGAAAAAUGAUGAAGAUGGAGAGCAGACACACAAAGAGAAAGAUGAGGAAGAAAAGAAAAAGGGAAAGAAGGGGGAGAAAGAUUCUAGGACCAACAAAGAUGAUGAAGCUGGAGAAGAGAAGAAGAAAGAGAAAAAAAAUAAGAAAGACAAAGAAAAAGAAGAGAAGGGGGAAAAUGAUGGGGACUCAGGGGAUAAGGAAGAUGACAGAGAAAGGGGAAAAUCAGAUAAAAAGAAAAAUAAAAAGGAGAAGCACCAAGAUGAUGACCUGAAGCAAGAGGAAAAGAAGAUCAAGGAAGGAAAAGAUAAAAAAUUGAUUGUCAAGGAAGAUGAUAAACCUACUGGUAAAGUGGGGGAUCAGAGGCUUGAGGAGAAGGUGGAGCAGGAGAAGAAGCAUAAAGAUGGCGAACACAAGGAGAAAGGUGAAAAGAAGAUCAAGGAAGGAAAGGAUAAAAAAUUGAGUGUCAAGGAAGAUGAUAAACCUGCUGGGAAAGUGGGGGAUCAGAGGCUUGAGGAGAAGGUGGAGCAGGAGAAGAAGCCUAAAGAUGGUGAACACAAGGAGAAAGGUGAAACGAAGAAAGAUGAAAAAGAUACGAAGGGAAGAGAGAAAAAGGCAAAAAACAAAGGGGACCUAGAUGGAAAGUCCAAAGAUGAAAUUGAUAGAGAGAAGGAUACAGAAAAAGAUGAUGAUGACAAGGAGAAAGGAGGGAAGAAGAAGGAGAAAGAGAAGCACCACAAGGAUGAAGCAGAUGAUGAAGGGAAGAAGAAGAAAGAAAAGAAAGACAAGAAGGAGAAAGAGAGGAAACACAAGGAUGCUGUAGAUGAGGGCAAGUGUCAGCCUGAAGUUACAUCCAGGGAAAUUGAAAUUAAAGAAAACGUCAAAGAAUCAGAGGGGAAAGGAGAGGAAGGUGAUCAAAUGGAGAAGGUGAAGGUAGGUAAAGAGGAGAAAAGUGAAAAGAAGGAAAAAGGUGAGAAGAAAAGAAAACUUGACGGGAAGGAUAAGAGCAAGCCUCUUGGCAAGCUAAAGCAGAAGUUGGAAAAGAUUAAUGGUAAAAUAGAAGCCUAUCUUGAGGAGAAGGCAGAGAUCAUGAGGCAGAUAAGAGAACUUGAACAAGCUGAACAUGAGAGUAAGCAGGGCUGAGAGGGCAAUAGAUAUGGAUAAGGCUCCUACCAGUUCAGCGUAGCAGUGUAUGUAUCAAAUUGCUGCGCUGUUCAUAUCAUGUAAUAUACUACUUGAGCCAUAAAUCUUUUGCUUGUUUUGUGAAUAAUACACCUUUCUACUUCUUGUGGCAACUAAAUAUGUCCUUAAAUAUAGUUUUUUUUUUUAAA